AUGUCUACCGUCACAGGGAAAGGCUUCCGGUUCAGCAAGUCUCAAGGCGAGAGCCUCUCCGAACAACGCGGAGUCAUGGUACGACAGCUCAGCCAACAGUCGGAGGAUGCCGAUUCCUUGGCCUUGAGGGCGACGUUUGGCUCGCCCGCAUGGAGGAAACGCGCAAGGACCCAAGGCGACAUGGACAGACCAGAUUCGCCUGAUCUCAGCCCUCAUUAUCCGCUACCAUUUGUCCCGCCACUGCCGCCCUCGCACAAGGAGCACGGCGAUACGACGCGACCAAAGGCGGCUGUGAUGCCAUCGAGUCCGAUAUUCGUGGCGACAACAUCUCCUAUACCUCUUGCAACACGACCGUCUUCUCGUACGGCCUCUUCAAAGUUCAGCUCUUCCACGACCAUCGCAGUUCCCCAGGACGUCACCAUGAACGACGGGAGGGGCCAAGAGAAUGAUCCCGAGAAGCCCAACAAAUUCGAGGCAUACGAGAAGCAGGGGUGUCCACUUAUGGGAGAGCAACAGAAUCAGCCUUCUAAUGCAUUACAGACCAAGACAGAGUUGAUUCUAGCCGAACAAAGGAGUCUGGCCAUGGUGAAACUGCACAAACAGCUGACUGCGACCCAGGGAGUGGCUUCAUUCCCUCGCCAAAUAGCGGCUAACGGGGUCUUGAAGGCCCCCGUGCUGGAAAAGAUCGGCUUCUUCCAUCGGGCGAGAAGGAGCCCUGCUACUCCGUCCCCAGAAUCUUCGACGACUACCUCGGUGGACUCGAGUUGUGCUCAGAGCAUGUCGUCUUUCUGGUCGCCGAUGAACGCCGUUGAGCCCGGCUCACAGCUUGUAACGCCUCCUUCGUCUCCAAAGUCCGCGACUUGUGCUCACAAUGGGUACGUCAAAGUCUUCUAUCAAAGUGAAUACGCAAAGAUUGGCGUGUCAGAGACUACAGACACGGUAGACGCGCUUCGCCAGGCGGCCGAGGCGAUGAACAACCCACUCAACACCGCUGCCAGCAUCAUGUUUGAGUGUUAUGCACCCUUGGGGCUGGAACGUCGCCUUCGUCGGUACGAGCGCAUCCAGGAGGUGAUUGAUUCGUGGCCAAACGACUCCCAGAACUCGCUGCUCAUUCGUCAGGCCUGGGGCCCAGCGAGCAACAAGGACCUUGACAUCUCAUCUGUGGCCGUGGGUGAAGCUCCGACGACUUUCAUCCUGCAGCUCUACCACUGUUCGCGCCCGGGAAAGUGGCAGAAACGCUGGGUUACACUGCUUGGCGAUGGCCAGAUGCUGUCCUCCAGGACUCCGGACUUGAGUCUCGGAAGAGACUGCCAGAGGCUGUGUGACCUGUCAGAGUAUGACAUCUACACCGUUAUGAGCGAGACUUCGACACUGAAAGAUGACAUGAAGGCGAAGAACGGCCGGGCGAACCUCGUCAAGAACAUCAAGCCUCCCAAAAGGUAUUGUUUCGCCGUCAAGUCCCAGCUCAAACCGACAACGUAUCCCACGACCACCAGCUAUACGCACUUCUUUUCUACCGAGGAUGUUGCCACUGCGAGGAAGUUCUACACCCUCGUUCACGCCUGGCGCAGCUGGUACAUGGUUAAGGCUCGUCAGAACAUGCAGCGCAGACGUCUGAUGGACACAGCCAUGGAUACGGUCCCACAGAUCACUCCCGUCAAACACGUGCCGCAGAAGAGCAUUAGCCACCUCAAGAUCUCUCCGGGCCACAGGAUUAGGGUCUCAGUGGACGAGACCCCCUACACGAUCGGCGAGUUCCAGCCGCUUGUCGAUCUGGAGCGCUUCAACAAGCCGGCGGAUGAGUUUGGAAAAGACUGGAUUGAAGAUCCGAGGCAUUCUCUCCUGCUGCCUAUGACCCCUGGUGCCGAUUCUGGUGUCUCGAUGACGAAGCCUUCGACUAGUGGGCUUACAAAGCUGGAACAGGAUGAAGGGCUCGAUGGCGGCGGCAGCCCCUCGGAACAGCGCCGCAAGAGACGGGAUAAGAAGAGAUGUCUUGCGCUUAUAGAGAACGGCGAGAGCUCUGGAGCUGCUCAAGCGAAUAUUGCCAUUGCUGUGACCGAACCUCUGACGCCGUCGACGCUACGAACACGGUCAGAUGCGUCCUGGUACAGCACCGCAGAAACGCAAGCAACCGAGCCCGAGGAGCCGUCACCGCCGUCCAUGCCUAAGGCUGAGCCCUCGCCCUGGCUGCCUUCCGCAGCUGAACACACUGCCAAGGUCAAGGCCGAGCAAGCCCGCCUCGAGCGCCUCCACAGCAGGCCUGCCACGCCCCAGAGGCCCACCGCAAGCCACGACAACGUCGGCCGCGGGCUCGCCCAUCCGGGCAGCUUGAUCAACCGCCGUGGGGGCCGCCUCAGGGACCCGAGCCAGUCCAUUCUGUCCGGCAACCUCGAGGUGCACUACCGCGCCGCGUCGCAGUGGGCCGAGUCGUCCUCGUGCCACCCUGGCAGCCGCUCCCCGAGGUUUCUCGAGGUCCCUGGCGGCGGUAGUGGCGGCUUCUGCCACGUGCGCAGCCUCGCCUCCAUGAAUUCCAUGCCGACACUUACCGAAUUACCCGGUCCGAACAACAGCAGCAACAACAAGCGCGGGGGUCCUGUGCCGCCGGUGCCAACCUGUCCUGCCCUGUGGAGGAACCAGUCCCUCUCGGCGUGCCACAGGCCUCCGACCAGCCAUGGCGAGAAGCCCGGCGCCCGCCAGCAGCUUCGCGCGCGCUCCGGGUCCAUGAACUCCAUGCGUCGCGGGUACAGUGGCGCCGGGGCUGGGGCGCCAGGCUGUGGUGAGCCGCUGCCUCCUAUGCCGCCUGUGCCGCUGCACUUGAGGCCGUCAGUCAGGGAGGGUGUUGCCGUCGCUGCUGGGGGCAGGUCUCCAGCCAUGCUUAGGGAGGUAGGGAGGAGCAUGACGGUGCGGCCUCAAAGCAAUGCGCAGUGGUGA
This is a messenger RNA of Cryphonectria parasitica EP155, 2931 nucleotides long. RefSeq lists its product as uncharacterized. NCBI's taxonomy places the organism in Eukaryota, Fungi, Ascomycota, Sordariomycetes, Diaporthales, Cryphonectriaceae. The record is from RefSeq and is a predicted model, not a curated record. Bases 1 to 2931 code for a protein of 976 amino acids. The transcript is spliced from 2 exons.